AAUUAUUAACACUUAUAUACAAAUAUUCGAUUGGUUGGUAAAAUGCUUGCUUUUCAAAAUUACCCUGUUGACAUUUCUGCAUUAAAAUUAUUAAAUGAUGUGUCUGAAGCUUAAAAUGACAACGGGAAGUUGGUGACCUCAUUCCCUUUCAAAAAUCAACCAAUGAAUAGACACACCAUCACAUGUGUAUAAAACGGCACACGUAAACACACAUGUCGUUUUACUUGCUGGCCUAAAUAUCGAUACUUUUUGUGCACACGCUCACACGUGUACAUGUAUGUACAUUUGUGAACAGCUGAGCCGAUAAAUUCAGGACAGCUAGCAGACGUGGUCUAGGCAUCUCACGUCAGUAUAUCAAAUUGUAAUACACUACUAUGCAUAAUGCACUUGCUAUUUUAAGAUCGACCAUUGGAGUGAGAAUAAAACAAUUAUUUUGUGUGGACUCGUACGUUGACUAUAAAUUACGGAGUGACGCCUUGCACGGAAUGAAAUGAGGAUGAGAUUUUCCACGAAGAAAAUCACGACCCGGUAUCUACUACUGGCCAUUACUUCAUGUAUAAUCUUCUUUGUAUUUUCGAGAUAUUUAUCCGACGAAGAUAGCAUCCUUGCCUUUGCUGGAGGAGGACAUUCAGCUAGUCGAUUUAAGGAGACAGUAGGAACUUAUCUAUUUAGAAAAACUCCUGCUCAGAAAGUCGUAGAAAAAUUGGAAAUAAGCACUCUCCCAAACGGCACAUAUUCCAAGAUAAGUUUCAUCAAUCGUAGACAAAUUUACAGUGUGGGAGAUAUGUUGGUGGUCAAAAUCACUCUGUAUGAUUCUACAGGAACAAGAAUUAGACGUGGUGGUGAUAGACUGAGAAUCGUUUUGAUAGAAACAAAACUAAGGGCUAACGUGAAUGGUAAGAUAAUCGACAAUGGGGACGGUACCUACACAGGAACGGUUCUGUUACCAUGGAGAGGAACACCAAAACUGGUCGUGCUUCUUUCCAUUCCUCGGCAGGUCCACGAUACAGUGGUGGACGCAGUCAAUGAAUAUGGCACCAUGCGCUUUAUCAUGGGAAUAUUUUCAAAAACAACAGAUAAUAUAACAAUAUCAGAAAGAACGCCGUGUGGACCACUUCCGAUGAUAAAAGGAUUUGAUAAUCUGUACAACAUGACAAAGAUGGUGUAUAACAUGCCCUGGUACUGUGUGAAACCAAAGUCUGUUGAGUUGACAGCUAAACAUUGGAAACAGUCUGUAACGGCCACUAACUUCACUUUGCCCUUCAACGUAACACGUAUAUUACUAGCACACCAACAUAAGCCAAUAUUGAACUGGAUUUUCGUCAAGGUGGAAGGAGCUGAAUCGUUGAUGAGAACAAGCAGAACGCCGUGCCACAAACGUUCAAGAGAAAAGACAUGGGAGGUUGGAACAUCGGGCUUCUACUAUAAUAACAACUGGGUGAAUAUCAACUGCACAAAUCAAUACAAACAGACCCCAAGUCAGUACGCAAAGUGCCUGGCAGGUCGUCAUCUCGUUCUGAUAGGAGACUCUAAUAUAAGGUCAUAUUUAGAAUUCUUUACUAAAUUCCUCCAUUUGAACAUUACCAUCGGUAACCCAGCGGACCACGCGCCUGGGUUGGUGUUCGGUUAUAACAGUGCUCGAUCGAUAUCCGCUACGUGGAGACCCCACGGUGUACCAUAUUUUGCAGCUUUCCCUUACAACAAAAACGUGUCCCAUUCCCACAUCAUCGAUUCUAGACCGCUUAACAUGGAGAGUGACAACAGGACUAUAGUUGUCAUUCAUCUGUGGGCUCACUUUCUCGCCAUCCCCAUCCACAUAGUGGAGGAGAGAAUUAGGGAUGUUAGGAAGGCUGUCGAACGUCUUCUGACCAGAGCACCCAAUGUCACUGUGGUUAUUAAAGGUCCACAAUCCCAUUUAGAAAACCAAAUCUAUCUCCAAGUUGACUUCAAAAGAGUGAGUUUUGAACAAAUAUGGCGGCACGAAUUUAAACAUCUGAGAAAGGAGGUGAUAUACCUUGAUUAUUGGGACAUAACCACUGGCAGUUUAAGUAAACAUUUACAUCCAAGUCGAACGGUACUAAAAGAUAUGAUUAAUACAUUCAUCAACCAUGUAUGUGAUGUUUAAUAUGAUAAAUUAAUAUAUUCUUCAACCAUGUAUGUGAUGUUUGAUAUGAUAAAUUAAUAUGUUCAGCAUCGAUGCGAUGAUUAAUAUGCUGAAUUAAUAUGUUAAUACCAAGUUGAAGUGAUCCCCAGGUUAAGUUUGUAUCGAUAUAUGUCAGAAAUCCACAUAGUGAAACAAGUGAUUUUUUAUUACCUGUUUUGGUAUUUUCUAUGAAAUGUUUUUCAUUUACAAUUAAUAGGUCAGCAGAUGGCGAGGUACUCAAUCAUUUGUACCCAUAUUUCAGACUCAAGCUCUGCAUAGCAUAUUUCACUUGUUCAGCCACCGUCCCCAAAAGGAUCGGUAGCAUCCUCUAUAUUAUAUACAUAUUGUAUAUAUGUUCUACCUCGUAACAUGUCUAUGUCAUAUAUAUUGUAAUACACUAUGUGUAAUAGCGGUAUCGUGACAUCAUCAAUGAUGUGAAGCACGAUUGUCUCCAUAGAAAGUAUUUAUCAUUUGUGUUGAAAUUCGCCUUACACAGCUAGAAAUGGUUGAUGUGAGAGUUUUCACUAACAUUCAUAUAAACAUGAGUUAUAUGAUGAACAGAAUUUCACACUCGUUUAUGAUUCGACCACCGUUAUUCAAUGCAAAAAGUAUACACUGUAUUGAUAUUUUUUUUACAAUCGCUCACACUCAUUGCUUCCAGAUUUUUCACUUUUAAGAAAACCCGUUAACAGCUGGAUUUGUAUGACCUUUCAGAGUAAUCCUUUGACAUCUAUGGUCCAGUCGGGGUUCGAUAUUAACGACCUAGGAAUAUUUGAUGUAAACAAUACACAGGGAUAUACGUCUUUAUACGAUGUACCUGUAAAUAGUAAAUAAAUAAAAAAUAUAAAAGAUAGAUAAAAAUUGACGAA
Pecten maximus is the source of this 3012-nucleotide messenger RNA. Its product is annotated as NXPE family member 4-like. The record is from RefSeq and is a predicted model, not a curated record. Lineage: Eukaryota; Metazoa; Mollusca; Bivalvia; Pectinida; Pectinidae.